Molecule: messenger RNA, 1358 nt
Organism: Marasmius oreades (fairy-ring Marasmius)
Lineage: Eukaryota; Fungi; Basidiomycota; Agaricomycetes; Agaricales; Marasmiaceae
Exons: 5
Coding region: 224-1228 (334 amino acids)
Cellular component (GO): intracellular anatomical structure
Molecular function (GO): oxidoreductase activity, acting on NAD(P)H, oxygen as acceptor
Source: RefSeq, a predicted model, not a curated record
GACAACAAAUUUCUGAUGUAAACUAAACUAAUUUGAGGCUUGAAUAAUUUCAAAACCAUAUUGUAAUUAUUUGAAUCUCACGCGUUUCUAUUCUCAACCCCAGGUCGAUCACCUGAAGCCUCAUUCUCGCUUCUCAAUGCCCCUAGGUCUCAACUUAUGACCCCCAUGAGUAUAAAACGACAUCACUCCAACCCGUAAUCCUGUUAUCCUCCCAGCUGCCCUAAUGUCUUUCAUCAGCAUAACCAGGACCACUUCAAGACAUCUAGUCAACCUGCGCAAUGCAGGCCUUCUCCACUACCCUCUGCAAAGGUCGUUGUCUGUUAGCUACUCACUACGAGCCAUCAAGGAGCAGUCAGUUUCUCCUCUGGCACCAAUAGGCGUAGCAGCUGCAUACGAUGCAAAGAGUAACCCAUCCUCCAAACCUAAACCCAAGAUCUUCGAUGAGUUUGCACUCAGUGAUCGUGUAGGAAUCGUUUCGGGAGGUAAUCAGGGACUGGGUUUAGAAAUGGCAUUGGCUAUGUGUGAAGCAGGCGCACGGGCGAUAUACUGUUUGGACCUUCCCGAAACGCCUUCGGAAGACUGGAAAGCAGCGAAAGAAUUCGUGGAUCGGUUAGGAAAUGGGUCGAGGCUAGAAUAUGAUUCUGUUGAUGUCACUAACCAGGCAGCAGUUUGGAAGAAAGGAGAGGAAGUUGGAGAUAAGGAAAAGAGAAUGGACGUGUGCGUUGCUGCAGCCGGAAUCCUGAAGUCUCAUACGGACUGCCUGGAGUAUCCGUCACCCCAGUUUCAGCAGGUAAUGAGUGUGAACGUGAACGGUGUCCUAUUCACCGCGCAAGCAGCCGGGAGGCAGAUGAGGAGAUUCGGUAAGGGGGGAAGCAUUAUUCUCAUCGCUUCCAUGAGCGGAACGAUCACAAACCGUGAUCACGCAUGGACUUCAUACAAUUCCAGUAAAUCCGCUGUUCUGCAGAUGGCCCGAAGCAUGGCUUGCGAGCUAGGUAAAGAACAUAUCCGAGUAAAUUCUUUGUCUCCAGGUCACAUUUACACCAAAAUGACAGCCGCUUACAUAGAUACCCAACCUCACCUUCUCGAAAAAUGGUCCGAUUUGAACCCAAUGGGCCGAAUCGGAAGAGCAGAUGAAAUAAGGGGAGUCACAAUAUGGCUUGCAAGUGACGCAUCGAGUUUCUGUACCGGAAGCGAUAUCCUGGUGAACGGUGGGCAUCACUCUUGGUAGUGAGGCUUUGAGGGGUCGGUGGGUGCUUCGAAUUAAGUCUGUGGUCUGUUUUUGUAGUCUGUAAAUUUAUGAGCGAGUCGUUCUUUCAUUUCAUUACCUCUGCAACCAGGAGUUACGGACAUUCAGGCGC